AUGAAAUUCAAAUAUACUAUUUUCAUCUUUCUAUUCACAAUCCAUGGAGGAGUUUCCACUCCUCCAGCAGAUCCAAUUAAGUGUUCAUCAAACAACACCAACUGCACCAUCACAAACGCAAACGGUAUGUUCCCCGAUCGAACCAUCUGCAAAGCCGCCGAGGCUAAGUAUCCAACCUCGGAGGCAGAGCUCAUAUCAAUAGUCGCAUCAGCUUCCAAAAACAAUCAAAAAAUGAAAGUAACAACGCGAUACUCUCACAGCAUACCAAAGCUAGUUUGUCCCGACGAUAACGGAAUUCUAAUAAGCACAAAAAAUCUCAACCGUGUAAUAAGAAUCGACCGGGAAUCGAUGAGAAUAAGUGUUGAGAGCGGUGUGACAUUGAGACAGAUCAUUAGUGAAGCUGCAAGAUAUGAAAUGGCUCUACCAUAUACACCAUAUUGGUGGGGUUUAACAAUUGGAGGAUUACUAGGUACAGGUGCUCAUGCAAGUACAUUAUGGGGUAAAGGAAGUGUUGUUCAUGAAUAUGUUAGGCAUGUUAAAAUUGUUAGUCCUUCAGGAUCUGAAGAUGGAUUUGUUAAAGUUCGAAAUCUUGAUGAAUCUCAGGAAGAUCUUAAUGCUGCAAGAGUUUCUUUAGGAGUUCUUGGAGUUAUUUCUCAGGUUACCUUACAAUUACAACCCAUCUUCAAACGAUCACUUACAUAUUUAACAAAAAAUGAUUCUGAUUUAGGUGAUGAAUUAAUCACUUUUGGAAGAAAACAUGAAUUUGCAGAUGUAUCAUGGUAUCCAAGUCAAAAAAAAGUUGUUUAUAGAAUCGACGAUCGUGUCCCUUUAAAUACUUCUGGAAAUGGUUUAUAUGAUUUCACAGGAUUUCGGUCAACACUUUCCCUUGCAUUAGCGGUUGUUAGAGGAACAGAGGAAAUUCAAGAAACCGGAAAUGAUGCUAAUGGGAAGUGCAUUAGUGCACAGUUGAUAUCUACAACACUUGCUGCCUCUGGUUAUGGAUUAACUGACAAUGGAGUCUUUAUUGGAUAUCCUAUUGUUGGAUUACACAACAGAAUGCAGUCAUCAGGAACAUGUUUGGAUAGUUUGGAGGAUCUAAUGAUAACAGCGUGUCCUUAG
Lathyrus sativus (Indian pea) is the source of this 1119-nucleotide messenger RNA. The record is from the annotation of a GenBank genome assembly. NCBI's taxonomy places the organism in Eukaryota, Viridiplantae, Streptophyta, Magnoliopsida, Fabales, Fabaceae.